This is a messenger RNA of Exophiala oligosperma, 651 nucleotides long. RefSeq lists its product as uncharacterized. The transcript has 2 exons. NCBI's taxonomy places the organism in Eukaryota, Fungi, Ascomycota, Eurotiomycetes, Chaetothyriales, Herpotrichiellaceae. Gene Ontology annotation, molecular function: transmembrane transporter activity. The record is from RefSeq and is a predicted model, not a curated record. Gene Ontology annotation, cellular component: membrane. Gene Ontology annotation, biological process: transmembrane transport. The coding region runs from base 1 to 651 and encodes 216 amino acids.
AUGGCCCCCAUCACGGAAGGCGAGAAGGCACUAGCGUACGAUGAUGAAGCUGUCACCACCACUCCUCCUCAUCCAGGCGUCGAUAUCGGCGUAGUCAUUGGAAUCGAACCCACGCAUGUGCUGAAUGAGUCCUUUAAUCUCUGGAAUUCCUUGAACUCGGAAGCCCUGACAAUUAUCGCAAUUUUGGUGUAUAUCAUCGUCCUCCUGGCUGCGGCCGUCCGUCUAUUCUCACGGAUCGUGUGGUCUAUUUCACGACAAGGAGCAUUACCCUUCGCGGUCUGGCUGGCAAAAGCCAACAACCGUCUCGAGCUCCCUGUCAACGCUAUUUUAUCCAGCUCCGUUCUCGUUGGCGCCAUGGGCGCAAUCCUUCUCGGAUACACAACAGCAAUAAAUGCCAUUCUGGGUGGCGGCAUUGUUAUGUGCUAUCUGUCAUACGUCCUGGCUGUCGGGAGUCUUCUCUAUAGCGGCCGAGCGAAGGUGUUCCAGAGCGAACGCUGUUUCAAUUUGGGCCGAAGCGGCAUUUUUUUCAACAUCAUUUCGAUUAUCUGGAUGCCCUUCAACACAGUCUGGCUCUGCUUUCCAUCCUACCUUCCGGCAACAGGGUCGACCAUGAACUAUGCCUCCGCUGUCAUCGGUGGUGUUUUUCUAUGA